Arabis nemorensis is the source of this 639-nucleotide messenger RNA. The record is from the annotation of a GenBank genome assembly. Lineage: Eukaryota; Viridiplantae; Streptophyta; Magnoliopsida; Brassicales; Brassicaceae.
AUGGGUACACAGCCCUCWGCUSCCACGGCCAUGAGCAUUGAGGAGUUUGUAUCGCAACCCGGACGGGAUAGGUUGCCUCGCCUAGAUCCUGACUUGGGACCGAACACGACCUGGUUUCAAUAUUCGGGAAACGGAAUUACGAGUUCGAUCAACGCAAUGACGAAUUCGUUGAUAACUAAACCGUAUCCCACAUUUAGUUCGAUGCCGGUGGCAGACCAGGAGACAUGGUUUCGUCAAUUUGCGGUCCGACGCCAAUUCCAGAAAAAGGCGUCCCGAAAGUACUCGUUGAAGAUAAACGAGUGGAAGGACAUGUGGUACAAAGAAGGGAAGGUGCCGAAGAGAAUGCAAGAUAACCCAACCUUAUGGGGUGGACUACUUGCACAUUGGGAACGAGAGGACACAAAAGUAAGCUCCGGGAAAAACUCGUCUAACCGGAACAGCGAYCGGAAGGGGAAGGGACCGGCGACCCAUAACCUUGGCGCAACGAGCAAAGCGACACGUCUCCAGAAGCUGAUUGAGAAGACCGGUGUUCGUCCGUCACAUCUUGAGUUGGGAACAAUUCAGCGCGAUCUUAAACUCAAACAUAAUUGUAUAACCAAUCCACUGUCGUGGCAUCAGAGACUUUAUCUAGCAACCUAG